AUGAGGCAGUUGGCACUGGGAUUGGGCCUCAUCCAGCAGCUGAGCUUGGCCAUCGUGGUGGAGCGCAAUAUGUUCGCCUAUUACAAGGUGCCGGCUGCCCAGCUGCUCUAUUCCCAAGACUCGGAUUCGGAUUUCGACUCCCACUCCCAGGAGGUCAGCCAUCUUGGUGGAAGCCAGGUCAGCGAUCUCUACUAUGUGCUGCAGUGCCCACCAAAACUGGACGAGGGAAUCCCCAAGCCGCAGAACAUGCAAACCUGCAGUGUGGUGGACCAGUACAAGGGCAUGUGGAAAAAGAAGAAGCCCAAGCCCAAGAAGCGUUUCCAUAUGGUUCCAUUCCGGAUAGUGCUCCGUCCAUUGGGACCGCCAGCCAGGAGACGUAGCCUUAAGCGUCGCAAGCGCCAGCACAAAGGUCAAAAGAAUCCAAAUAACAAGUAUCCAUAUGACCAGACUGCAGAGGUCUCCAGUCAAGUGAAACUGCAAGAGAUGACCAGUCCGCUUCAAUUCCUGGGACUCCCCCACAAACGGCAGAAACUUCUCAAGCUGUCCGCCGACCAUCGAAAGUUCAAGAAGGGCACUAGGUCCAAGGGUCACCAGCACAUGUACCAUCGCGAUGAGUCCUACAACGAUCAUAUCUUCUACGACGAACUUCAAGAUGACGGAAAAUUCCACAAGCUCGGAAAAGAUCUAAUCUAAUUAAAUGCUUAUUUAUUUUAUAGUAUCUGAGCAUGUUUUAAAGUUAACUGAAUAAGGCU
Molecule: messenger RNA, 752 nt
Organism: Drosophila subpulchrella
Lineage: Eukaryota; Metazoa; Arthropoda; Insecta; Diptera; Drosophilidae
Exons: 1
Coding region: 1-693 (230 amino acids)
Source: RefSeq, a predicted model, not a curated record